This is a messenger RNA of Archocentrus centrarchus (flier cichlid), 1997 nucleotides long. It is a transcript of the gene chrnb1, whose product is annotated as cholinergic receptor, nicotinic, beta 1 (muscle). NCBI's taxonomy places the organism in Eukaryota, Metazoa, Chordata, Actinopteri, Cichliformes, Cichlidae. The record is from RefSeq and is a predicted model, not a curated record. Gene Ontology annotation, molecular function: acetylcholine-gated monoatomic cation-selective channel activity; transmembrane signaling receptor activity. Gene Ontology annotation, cellular component: postsynaptic membrane. Gene Ontology annotation, biological process: monoatomic ion transmembrane transport.
GCUGAGUACUGACCAAAUCAAAACUCAACCGAAGAGUUCCAGUGAGCUGAACUGGAAAAGAAAACUAAGAAGUUUGAUUAACUCAUUCACAAUCUCUUUUGGGGAGGAGGGAAGAGUUUAUUUAAGCGCUCACCAUGAAAAGCCUGGAUCUGUUCCUGCUGGCAUGCUGCCUAUACAGCCUGGGCACAUUGGGAGGUGCCUCUGAUUCAGAACACGCUCUGAUGAAACGCCUCUUUUCUGGGUACAACCUCAAGGUCCGACCAGCACGUACUCCUGAAGAGAGGGUGGUGGUUCGCGUGGGUAUGACCCUCUCGUCCUUCGUUGGACUGAAUAUGAAAAAUGAAGAAAUGAGCACCACUGUUGUCAUGAAUCUGCAAUGGACAGAUUAUCGGUUGUCGUGGAACAAGAAGGAGCAUAAUGAGAUUGAGGUGCUGCGUAUCCCCGCUGGGAAGGUUUGGCUUCCUGACAUUGUCCUGAUCAAUAAUAAUGAUGGGCAGUUUGAUGUGGCCCUGCAUGUCCAUGUUCAGGUGUAUAGUGAUGGCAAGGUAACCUGGACCCCUCCUGCUCUCUACUGCAGUUCCUGUGGAGUCAAGGUAACAUAUUUCCCAUUCGACUGGCAGAACUGCAGCAUGCAGUUUCGCUCCUACACAUAUGACUCGACUGAAAUUGACCUGCAGUAUGCAGUGGAUUCAAAGGGUCGGGAGAUCCGGGAAAUCCAGUUAGACGAGUCUUUCAGUGAGAGUGGUGAGUGGCACAUCAGACACAAGCCAAGCAGGAAGAACAUAAAUGAUGAUGGGUACGAGGAAAUGACUUUCUACCUCAUCAUCGAGAGGAAGCCUCUGUACUACAUCAUCAACAUCAUCAUCCCCUGCAUCCUCAUUACUAUCAUUGCCAUCUUCAACUUCUAUCUGCCUCCUGAUGCAGGUGAGAAGAUGGGUCUGUCAAUCAAUGUGCUGCUCACCCUCACUGUGUUCCUGCUGCUGCUGGCUGAUAAGAUCCCCGAGACCUCACUGGGUGUUCCCAUCAUUGUCAACUACAUUAUGUUUACCAUGGUCCUGGUCACAUUCUCUGUCAUCCUCAGCGUUGUUGUCCUCAACCUCCAUCAUCGCUCCCCCAACACCCACAUGAUGCCCAUGUGGGUCCGCAAGAUUUUUAUCCACAUGCUGCCUCCUUACCUGGGCAUGCUGCGGCCAAAAGUGGAGACCCCCCUGUCCCUGGAGACCCUACCCCGCCGGGAGAUGAAAGUUGUCACUAUCAGCAAAGUUGCUGAUGAAUAUUUCAUCCGGAAACCUGACUCGUCCAUUUUGUUCCCAAACCCAACAGGUGAGGCCAGGUUCCAGCCGGAUGGCAUAUGUACAGACCUGAGGAAGUUCAUUGAUGGUCCCAGUAGCUACCUCACACUACCUGAUGAGCUCAAGUCAGCCAUAGAGGCCAUCACAUACAUAGCUGAGGCUCUGCAGUCUGAGAAAGACUAUGAAGCGCUGAAAGAAGAUUGGCAGUAUGUGGCGAUGGUGGUGGACCGGAUGUUCCUCUGGAUCUUCGUCGUCUUCACCACUGUGGGCACCCUGGCCAUCUUCGCCGAUGCUAGCUUCAAUCACACCCCUACUGACCCCUUCACCCCUCUGAAGCAGAGGGACAUCUGGUUUUCUUGAAUCACCUUGAUGGAAUUUAAAAGCUCUUACUGUACAUGCAAAGCACAAAAAGUAGCUGUUUUGUUAUCACAAGUACAGUAUCCAGUCCAUCGCCUCACCGUAUACCUAAACACGGAAGAUACACUUUAUAAAUCACAGAAUGGAUAUAUCCCAUGCAGCCAGUCUUUCUGAACUACAGUUGCACAACUGCUUAAAGGGCCAGUACUGACAAACCGUAUGCAUUUCAUGGUGUUUUUCUACUUUUUCUUUAACGAUGUAGAACUUAAAAGUUUUACUGUGUCAGGUAGAUGUGACUUUUGUGUGUCGUUUUUUUGUUUGUUUGGUUGUUUUUUUUUCUUUCUUUUU